CGGCGACGCGGCCCGCGCGCCCCCCCGGCCCGGUCCCCGGCCUCGCGGGCCCCCGGCGGGCCCAUGGGCGGCGCGGCGGCGCGGGUGCCCUGAGCACGGCGCGGGUCCCGGGUGCGCGCCCGCGGCGAGCGGCAGCCAGGUCAGGCGCCAUGUACUAGUGCACUGCGAGCACCACGAGGCCACACCCUCCUCACCCCCAGGGUCACUGCCACCGCCCCACCAUGGCUGGGGACCGGCUCCCAAGGAAGGUGAUGGAUGCCAGGAAGCUGGCCAGCCUGCUGCGGGGUGGGCCCGGGGGGCCCCUGGUCAUCGACAGCCGCUCUUUCGUGGAGUACAACAGCUGGCAUGUGCUCAGCUCCGUCAACAUCUGCUGCUCCAAGCUGGUGAAGCGGCGGCUGCAGCAGGGCAAGGUGACCAUCACCGAGCUCAUCCAGCCUGCCACACUCAGCCAGGUGGAGGCUGUGGAGCCACAGGACGUGGUGGUGUAUGACCAGAGCACGCGAGAUGCCAGUGUGCUGGCCGCAGACAGCUUCCUGUCCAUCCUGCUCAGCAAGCUGGAUGGCUGCUUCGACAGUGUGGCCAUCCUCACAGGGGGCUUCGCCACUUUCUCCUCCUGCUUCCCCAGCCUCUGCGAGGGCAAGCCCAGUGCGCUGCCACCCAUGAGCCUCUCCCAGCCCUGCCUGCCCAUGCCCAGUGUGGGCCUGACCCGCAUCCUGCCUCACCUCUACCUGGGCUCUCAGAAGGAUGUCCUCAACAAGGAUCUGAUGACCCAAAACGGCAUAAGCUAUGUCCUCAAUGCCAGCAACUCCUGCCCCAAGCCAGACUUCAUCUGCGAGAGCCACUUCAUGCGCAUCCCCAUCAAUGACAACUACUGUGAAAAGCUGCUGCCCUGGCUGGACAAGUCCAUUGAGUUCAUAGAUAAAGCCAAGCUGUCCAGCUGCCAAGUCAUCGUCCACUGUCUCGCCGGCAUCUCCCGCUCCGCUGCCAUUGCCAUUGCCUAUAUCAUGAAGACCAUGGGCAUGUCCUCAGAUGACGCCUACAGGUUUGUGAAAGACCGGCGCCCAUCCAUCUCGCCCAAUUUCAACUUCCUGGGCCAGCUGCUGGAGUACGAGCGGAGCCUGAAACUGCUGGCCGCCCUGCAGGGCGAUACUGCCCACCCAGGGACCCCCAACUCCCUCCCAGGCCCCACAGCAGGGGUACCACUGCCAAGGCUGCCACCACCUACCUCAGAAAGCGCUGCCACUGGGAGCACAGCAGUCACUGCAGCCAGGGAGUGCGGCACAUACGGGGAGACCCCAGCUGCCACCCCAGCCACCAGUGCCCUUCAGCAGGGCCUGCGCGGCCUGCACCUGUCCUCCGACCGCCUGCAGGACACCAGUCGCCUCAAGCGCUCCUUCUCCCUGGACGUCAAGUCAGCCUACGCCCCCAGCCAGCGGCCUGAGCAUCCCGGGCUGCCCGACUCUGGCGAGAUUCCCAAGCUGUGCAAGCUAGACAGUCCCUCAGGGGCUACGCUGGGCCUCCCCUCACCAGGCACUGACAGCCCAGGUGCCACUACAGAGACGCGCCCCCGGCCCCGCCGGAGGCACCGGCCUCCCACCAGCUCCCCAGCCCGCUCUCCAGGGGUGCACAGCCUAGGCCUGAACUUCAGCGAUGCAGGGCGCCAGACUCCACGUCAUGGCCUCUCUGCCCUGUCCACACCUGCGCUGCCUGGCCUAGGUCAGCCAGCCAGCCCAGGGGUCUGGGUGCCACCACUAGACUCCCCAGGGACGCCGUCACCUGAUGCGCCCUGGUGCUUCAGCACUGAGGUUGCACAGGGGCCCUUCGGCCUGGCAGGUGUGCCCGGGCCUGGCAGUAGUGGCGGCAGUGGCACCAGGGACAUGCGCGUCGGCUGGCCUGAGGAGCCGGCCCCCGACUCCCAGUUCAAAAGAUGCAGCUGCCAGAUGGAGUUCGAGGAGGGCAUGGCUGAGGGACGCGUGUGUGGUGAGGAGCUGGCUGCCCUGAGCAAGCAGGCCAGCUUCCCGGGCAGUGUGGAGGUCAUCGAGGUCUCCUGACCCCAGGGGCCCAGUCCCUGGCCACUGCCUCACACCUCAGGCAGCAGCCAGCCCAGGAUAAAUAUAGGUUAUGUGUAAUACAAAGGAAGGUAAACGGUUUUACUGCGAUUUUUACCAAGAAGUAAAUAUUUCAAUUUUUUAUUUAUUUAAGCAGUUCAUGCUGGCAAUGAUUUGGCAACCAUGUGGGUGGCCCUGGACGCUCUGUUUUUACUGUCUGGUAUUUAAACGGAAACACUCAUCUCUAAGCAAUAGGAGGUCACCUUCCGUCACUGUCGCUGAGCUGCAGUGCCAAGCCUGGGACCUCCCUGCGCCUCCCGACCCUGAAACACUGCUGAUGUUGCAAAGAGACUGCCCGGCUUUUGUGCACUUUUUACGUAAGAAAAAGGGGCAAAAAGGAAAAAAAAAAAACUUCUUUGCCACAAACUGAGCCGCAGAACCUCCAUCCCUCUCCAUCCACCUGUCUCCUUCCCUCCACAGCUCCAGCAGUGGCCUCCUCUCCCUUGGGCUCUGUACCAAAGCCAUAGAUGAGGGAAGCUGUCCACAGGAGCAGGGGCCCCACCAGCUCAGAGGACAGUUCUUGGUGGAAUGGGGACACCCUUGCUCCCUGUCACCCAGGGCUAUCCCCUGGCAGGUGUUGACCAGCACUAGCUCCUGAGUUGGAGGACCUGGGACCCCAGGGCAAGGAUGGGCAGAGUGCUCCCCCCACCCUGUGCCAGGUCCAGAGAGGCCUUGUAGAUGCAGUGCUCUCCUCUUCUCUCCUUCGGGGGUGUCUCCAGGGAAGCCUGCAGGAAAGAAGACUGGUCUGGCGUCUGCAUGGAUCAGACAGGAGCCCUGGUCUGGAUCCAAGGGAUGGCUCGUGGUCUGCAGAGUCGCCCCCAAGGCCUGCCUUGUACUUGCCAAGGUCCUGGACUUCUGGGGUUGGGGUCCUUGGCUUCAGAGAGCUGCUCCCCUGACAGGUACUAGAGAAGCCCCCUCGUCUGCCUGGCCCCCCCAGGGCCUCUGAGGAGAGAACCCUCUGUGUACCUCUUUCCUUUCCCAGGCACUGGCCCACACAUUUUUAGGGUAAUGUGCCAGCCCCCACCCUCUGGGGCAUUUUUGGCCCAGGAGGCCAGCAUGGGGGUACAGGUAGGGGGAGCCUCAGCCACCUUGCUCUACACGCUCUUGGGUCACUGGGCCUGAAGCUUUGGGAGUAAGGGCAGCCUCUCAUGUCCUGGAGUCCAAGGGUUGCCCAGCACCUCAGAAAAGCUCAUAGGCUUGGCAGGAGUGCCCAGUAGGGCUGGCUCUUGCAUGGUGCCCUUCUGCCCACUGCCCACCCCCACCACUGUGUCUCUCUGUUCUUUUGACCCUGCCCUAUGUCCCUAUCAUCCCUCCUUCAAGCAAAGUCCCAUUCCCAUGCCUUUCUUCCCCCAUGCCCUGUCCCCAAGAAAAUAAGCUAUCACUGUUGUAUUUGCAAUCUAUGGAUUAGAGGUUUAAGUAUUUAUUAUUAUUGGUUAAUUAUUAUUAUUAUUAAUUAUGUAAAUUUGCCUCCUGUCUGUUGCUUUGGGUUUCUGAGGUGACCCUGGGUAUGGAGGAUGUACUGCCCACAUCGCCCACCCCUCUGCUGUCCAGGAGACAGUGGUCAGGGGCUGCUGGCUGGGCCCCUGCCCUCCCCUGGCGGGGGCGUGUAAGGCCCUGAGGUCUCAUUCCGUCUCUGUCCCCACUUUCCUGACACUGUUACCCCAGAGUUAGCAGCCAGGGCAGGGAGACGGUCCCAAGUGUGCUGGGACCAGUACAAGGUAGGCACAAGGGCCCUCAAAUCUUCGAUGCUGCCUGGCCUUGAGGUUCUCCCAGAAUGGGCCUGGCCCCUCCUGUUAUUUGCUAGAAAGUCCAGUGGAGGAGGGCACCCACACACAAGGCCCUGUGCCUGUGGACCCAAGGAGCCGACUGCCCCUGGGAGCCCUGCCCCUGCAGGCCGCACUUCCUGUUCCUUCCUUUUGUAUUUGGAAACCAUGUGUUGUAAUAAAUCUCAAGACAUGUUUUCCCCA
This is a messenger RNA of Cavia porcellus (domestic guinea pig), 4075 nucleotides long. RefSeq names its product dual specificity phosphatase 8 (gene Dusp8). Gene Ontology annotation, biological process: protein dephosphorylation; negative regulation of MAPK cascade. Lineage: Eukaryota; Metazoa; Chordata; Mammalia; Rodentia; Caviidae. Gene Ontology annotation, molecular function: MAP kinase tyrosine phosphatase activity; MAP kinase tyrosine/serine/threonine phosphatase activity; protein tyrosine/threonine phosphatase activity. The record is from RefSeq and is a predicted model, not a curated record. Gene Ontology annotation, cellular component: cytoplasm. The transcript is spliced from 7 exons. Bases 222 to 2051 code for a protein of 609 amino acids.